Messenger RNA from Tupaia belangeri chinensis (Chinese tree shrew), 1122 nucleotides. RefSeq names its product melanoma-associated antigen B10-like. Gene Ontology annotation, biological process: negative regulation of transcription by RNA polymerase II. Gene Ontology annotation, cellular component: nucleus. The record is from RefSeq and is a predicted model, not a curated record. Lineage: Eukaryota; Metazoa; Chordata; Mammalia; Scandentia; Tupaiidae.
AUGGCAUUUCACCAGGUUACAGCCUCAGGCCAGCAGAUGGAAGAGUCUCAUGCCCUACCAGGAGAAAAGGUGAAUACAUUGAGCCAGAAGAGUAAACUCCACACCCAGGAAAAACACCAUCAAGCCCAAAAAGAGCCCAAAGAUCUGGGGGGUGCUCAAGCCACUGUAGCAGAAAAAGGUAAGAAUCAUCUUUCCUCCUCUGCUCAUUUUAAGGGUGUUCCCCAGAGUUCACGUCCUGGAACAGCACACAGUCCUCAAGGUCCUCAGAGAGUACCAUCUGCCACCACUACUGCCGAAGCUGAUUCAUGCACAAGAUCUAAUGCAAGGGCUAACAACCACACAGAAGAAAAGUCAAGAUCCAGGCAAGACCAAGAAGCCACUAAAAACUUGCCAAGAGGCCCUCUGGAUGAGAAAGUAUUUAUGUUGGUGCAUUACCUGCUAUACAAGUAUGAAACGAAAGAGCCCAUUACAAAGACAGACAUGGUAAAAAACGUGCUCCAAAAGUACAAGAACAACUUCACUGAGAUCCUAAGGAGAGCUUCUGAGCACCUGGAGCUGAUCUUCGGCCUUGACUUAAAGGAAGUGGAUCUCAACAGGCACAUCUAUGUCCUCAUCAACAAAGUAGAAGCCAGCUGUGAUGCAAGGCUGAGUGAUGGUAGAUGCAUGCCGAAUACUGGCCUGCUGAUUACUAUCUUGGGUGUGAUCUUUUCAAAGGGUAACUGUGCCGCUGAGGAGCAGGUCUGGAAAGUGUUAAAUAUGAUGGGGUUAUAUGAUGGGAGGAGGCACUUCAUUUUUGGUGAACCCAGGAAGCUCAUCACCAAAGAUUUGGUGCAGAAAAAGUACCUGGAGUACCGCCAGGUGCCCAACAGUUAUCCUCCAUGCUAUGAAUUCCUGUGGGGUCCAAGAGCCCAUGUAGAAACCAGCAAGAUGAAAGUCCUGGAGUUUCUGGCAAAGAUUCAUAAUACAGUUCCCAGUGUCUUCCCCUCUUGGCACGAAGAAGUUUUGAAAGAUGAGGAAGAGAAAACUAAAGUCAGAGCUGCAGCCAGGGUGCAUACUGCCACUGUGGUCAGUGCACCUCCCAAGGUUGAGCCCAGCAGCUUCCCCAGCUCCAAUAAAGUCUGA